GUUACUUAAACAUGCGCUUACCGUCGCAGAAUGGCGGCCUUUUGAAGAAGGUCCAUCGCAUCGGUUCCGGUUGCAGCUAGUCACUGCCGACCUUCGGUCAGCGUGUGAGGCUUAGACCCAUCCAGCACGGUCUUGGCGUCCGUAUACUUGGGACAUGCUCAUUAACAGGACUAAACGAACGGCAACUCGCUUUGGUCCUGUUCAAGUUUGGUAUCUACAACUUUCUAUGUCAUGAUCGUUCUGUAUGUAUUGAUUGAACAUUUGCCGAAGGUGUUUUUGUCGCCAUCCAAGUUUCAAACCACUGUCCUUACCGUUCGGCGUCAUUCCUUUGUUCGAGAUGCCUGUCACGGUCAAGCCAUCAAACCACGGAUCCAGCUCAUGGACUGGAACCGAAUACAGAAAGACAUGCUCACCGGAAAUGCUCCUCAACUGCACCACAGAUGCUGGCGGCAGAGGUUAUACUAAUGAGACGAAUUCGAGGCAUUCCAGGCCCAAAAGGCUUGUGCAAAGCUCGUUCAAUCAUCUACAGAAGGACGACUUCGUCUUCGCGACCAAAAAUGGAUUUGUCAACGCAUGUAUGGACGCUUACAACCUCCAUCACUGCCUGGUGCUGCGACCUGAGGACGUAUGGUUUGCCAUACUGACGCAGCUCAGCGUUUACGUCAACGCCCAUGCAGACGAGCUACGUCAUACCCUUGUCCAUCACGAGGGUCAGGAGAACUUGAAGAUCAUAGUCGAUGACCUGGAGCGCCUCGAUCACGGCAAAAUUGCAUUUGAGAUGACAAAGCUCAUGCAAGAAAGCAUCAAGGACCUCCAGCUGCGAGAGUGGAUUCUGCCGGCGUUCACGACGACGACCAAGGUCGACCAGACCGUGGCAAGCGUUAUUUUUAUGGGGACCAUGCAGAAGUACUUUACCUACAGCUGGGGCAUCAGAUGCGGCCUGCCAUCUGUGACCCUGCUGGGAGAGAAGAGCGACUGGGUGAGUAUUUAUCAGCGUGCGGAAAAGAUAGCCACGUUCGGAGAGGAACCGCAGAGGUGGCUCAAACUGUUGUGGCCGAUACUUGGAUCCUUCAUAUCAACCUUCCGGGACCCGGAGAGCACAGCGGUGCGGGAUUUCUGGCAGCGGAUAUGCGUCGAGCAUGUGCCGAAUGGGAGCGGAACGACAAUGUAUUCCGGUUGGAUAACAGCGUUUUGCUUCUGGGACGAAAAGGGCGCCUGUUUGCAUAGGCCGAACCGACAAAAUGGGGGGGUCAUGCUGGAUAGGUCGUCAAUCCCGGCGGGAUUCAUCAAGGUCCCCGCUUUGCUAUUCGAGGAUGGCGGCGCCAUGAAGAUACGGACGGAGAUCAUUGCUGGGUCCAUGGCGAUCAGCGCCUCGAGGUCGGAAGGGAGAACGGAGGAGGAUGACAGGAAGGAAUGGUAUCGCGUUGAAAACAAAAAACUAGUUGGUCUGGACACUAUACAACCGGAAACAGGGUGGUUCAUGUACGAAGUUUGAGGAAAUGGAUCCGUUAUUCUGUAUGGCGAGCACAAACCAGCGCUGCUCGAGUGAACGGGGAACGUAACGAGGAACCUUGGGACCUUUGCGUUGUGGUUUGGUCCAACUAAAGACACGCAGCAAGCCUCCCCUCGCAAUAUAGCCAUCAUUGGUACAAGUACCAUACCAAUUCCUCGUGGCUAUUUUCGAUCUAGCUAAGUAGUUAAGUAGCCCCUGUUUUCCUAGUGUAGUAUUAAAGAGUGUAUAAAGGGAGUGUGGGGGUCUCAAGACCGGCUCCAAGGAUAAUUCUUUCUCUGCUAUAUUCACAACUACCGAC
Pseudomassariella vexata is the source of this 1811-nucleotide messenger RNA. RefSeq lists its product as uncharacterized. The record is from RefSeq and is a predicted model, not a curated record. The coding region runs from base 338 to 1495 and encodes 385 amino acids. NCBI's taxonomy places the organism in Eukaryota, Fungi, Ascomycota, Sordariomycetes, Amphisphaeriales, Pseudomassariaceae. The transcript has a single exon.